Schistosoma bovis is the source of this 1237-nucleotide messenger RNA. Lineage: Eukaryota; Metazoa; Platyhelminthes; Trematoda; Strigeidida; Schistosomatidae. The record is from the annotation of a GenBank genome assembly.
CCAAUUUGUUGAAUGCACAUAAAUUUGCAAAUCUUUCCCCAUUUUCGUUUCUCUUCCUUCCCAGUUCAUGUCGUUCCAUGAUAUCUUCAUAUCCGGUGUUGUUUACUCCGACUUUGGCGUUUAGAUCUUCCAUCAGAAUAGUGAGUUUUUUCUUGGGCACUUCGCUAUGAUUGAUUGCAACUUAUCGUAUAAUUGAUCUUUAUCGUCGUCGUUGCUUUCAUUGGUGGGUGCAUAACACUGAACAACAUUCAUUGUAAUUCCCUCCUUUGUUUUGAAUGGUGCUUAGAUGAUUCUGGAUCCGUGAGUUUAAAUGGUUUAAAUUAUUUCUUCUGGUUAGCGUGUUUUUAGCGAGUUGGUUUGUGUGAAUCUCCUAGGUCUCAACUUUUGGCCACCGUAUUCAAACUAUUGGAACUCGCAAUAAGAUGCUUCAAUUUCGGCGACUACACUAAAAAGCCCAGGAAAAACCAAAAUGGAUAGACAUAUAUCAAGCUAGCUCAAAGAACUACAUAUUAUGAGGGGAACGCAAGAAUAAUGAAAUGUUCGAAAUUUAGAGGACAUGUAUCAUCACUCAUCACAACGCUCUUGCUCAACAUUGCAAAUGAGGCUGUAACGCGGCAGUUACGCACAGUUUUUAUCCGAAAAGAGGCUAUUUUAAAAUAUGAUUUCGUUCACGUUCAUGGUUGCAGUAAACUCGUUACAUCUAAUUGGGAUAAUGUCCAUUUCGUAUACCUACCUUCUGAAGAUGCAUUAAUACAUUGGUUUUCACAUGUUCAUAUGGGGAGAGGAUUUGCUGACGUUAUUAUUGUUGAAGGACUGGAUCAGUUCGUGGAAAAUGAUAAUGACGCAUCAUAUAUCAUUAGAUUAACUAAUCUACUAGAAGAUACUCGACAAUUUAUCCAUAGUUUUACGAAAGAGACUGAGCACGGUCAUAACUGUAAACUAAUAGUGUCUUCCAGUCUAAAGAGUUCUCGUACAUCCAAAAAAUCUGAUCUUGCACAAUAUCAUCGCGAUACACUUCCAGCACAUGCUAUGAUUAGAACGUUUUUUUUGCAGGGAGGAAAUGGGAGUGAUUUAUUUGACUUGUACUCAGUUGAGGAUAAUUGGAAGUUGAAUUUAAAAAGACAAUAUGAUGAAGUUUUCUGGACAACAAACCAAUAAAUUUUCAAUGGAUAGACAGAAACUUGCUUGGUUGUAAAUAAUCAUUUUUCUAUUUUUAAAUAGAAAGUCGUUUUUACUG